AUGUAUAAUGCUAUCGUCUAUGUUGUCUUCAACAUUGAUGAAAAAAUAAAGAUGGCAGCUAUUAUCCAGGAGAGUCCUAGAGUUGGAAUCUCAUGUUCAAAUUCUGAUGCCGAUGAAGAACUUUCUUAUCUACCUGAGAAGCUAAAGGAAAAGCUGCUUCCUUUUCAGAAGAAAGGAAUUUUAUUUGCACUAGAAAGAAGUGGCAGGUGUAUGAUUGCAGAUGAGAUGGGUUUGGGGAAGACUAUCCAAGCAAUAGCUGUAUCAUACUAUUAUAAAAAUGAAUGGCCUCUGUUAAUAGUGGUGCCCUCAUCCCUGAGGUACCCUUGGGUUGAUGAAAUGGAAAAAUGGAUUCCAGAACUCCGUCCAGAGGAUAUCAUUGUCAUACAAAAUAAAACUGACAUUUGGCAAAUACCUAAAAGCAAAGUGACUGUCCUAGGUUAUGGCCUGUUAACUUCAGAUGCUCAUGUUUUAACAGAAACGUUACGCAAACAGAAGUUCAAAGUAGUAAUAAUUGAUGAGUCUCAUUACAUGAAAUCCAGGAAUGCAACUCGUAGCAAGAUUUUGCUGCCUAUUGUACAGAAUGCUAUUCGAGCUGUUCUCCUCACUGGAACACCUGCUUUAGGAAGACCUGAAGAGCUUUUCAUGCAACUUGAAGCACUUUGUCCACAGAAAUUUGGCACAUGGACUGAGUAUGCAAAAAAUUACUGCAAUGCACGUGUCAGAUAUUUUGGUAAAAGACGACAGUGGGACUGCAGAGGAGCUUCAAACUUAGAUGAGCUGCAUGAAUUACUAAGCAACGUGAUGAUUAGGCGAAUGAAAAGUGAAGUUUUAACACAAUUGCCACCUAAAAUUAGGCAGCGGAUACCUUUUGAUCUUCCUAAAACUACUGUUAAAGAAUUAAAUACUAACUUUGAGGAGUGGGAGAAGUUAAUGAGGGCUUCAAAUUUAGAUUCUUCUAAAGAUGACUUUGUCCCAGUGAUGAGUCUAAUUACACGUAUGUUUAAGCAGACUGCAAUUGCCAAGGCAGGAGCAGUAAAGGACUAUAUUAAAAUGCUGCUGGAGAAUGAAGAACUGAAGUUUCUGGUCUUUGCUCAUCAUUUACGUAUGCUGCAGGCAUGUACAGAGGCAGUGAUUGAAAGCAAGGUUCGUUAUAUUCGGAUAGAUGGCAGUGUACCUUCAGCAGAACGAAUAAAUCUUGUAAAUCAGUUCCAAAAAGAUCCAGAUACCAGAGUGGCCAUUUUAAGCAUUCAGGCUGCUGGCCAGGGUUUAACCUUCACCGCUGCCACUCAUGUUGUUUUUGCUGAACUAUACUGGGACCCUGGACACAUAAAACAAGCAGAAGACAGAGCUCAUCGGAUAGGACAGAGUAACUCUGUGAAUAUCCACUAUCUUAUUGCAAAUGGAACAUUAGACUCUGUAAUGUGGGCAAUGCUGAAUCGUAAGGCCACAGUUACAGGUGCCACAUUAAAUGGCAAGAAAGAAAAGCUACAGGCACCAGAAGGUGACAAAGAUAAAUGGAAUUUUUUGAAUUUUGCUGAAGUCUGGACCCCAAACGAAGGCCUAAAUGAAAGCAAGGAUGAGGUGUUAUUCACUCAUUUUGAAAAGGAGAAGCAACAUGAUAUUCGUGACUUCUUUUCGCCAAAACCAGAUAUAGAGAAAAAGCGAAAAAUGGAUUCCGGUUAUAAUGUAUCCCCAUGUUUGAGUUCAAAUUCUUCCCAAGCCUCGGAGGAAAAGGAUCUGGAAAGUGGCAGAAACACAGAACCUCAGGAUCCAGAGGAUCUAGAUGAGCUUUGUAGAGAGGCAAAGAGACCAAGAUCUGUAGAUCCAUCUACACCCAAGAUUGUUCCUAAUAGAGGAAAGAGAAAAUGCUUGUUUAGUGAAAGAAACAGUUCAUUUUCAGAAGACGCUUCCCAGGAGGAGGAUUGUGUCCUUUUACCUGGGUCAACAAAAGGAUUUGCUUCUGAAGUAACCUGGCUUUGCAAUCUUUGCACUUACAGUAACAGUUCGUUGCUACCUUAUUGUGAAAUGUGUGAAUCUCCUCGCAGAAAGAAAAUUAUACAAAAGGAAAGUCAAAUUGGUUUUCUCUCUACUGAAAGCGAAGAUGGAAAUGCAAUCAAAAAUAACAUAGGUCUUAAUGGUAUCGAGAUGAUCAAGGAAGAAACAAAUAAGAAAUCGGACUGCUGCAAGCAAGAACUCAAAGAAGAGUAUUUAAACGGUUCAGAAUCCACCCUAACAUAUCAUAGUCUAAUGUUCUGCGCAAGUAGGAACACUGACCGAAUUCAUGCCUACACAAAGGAUGGAGAACCUCUCAAUUGCAAUUUCAUUCCACUUGAUAUAAAAGUAGGCAACUGGGAAGAUUUACCAGCAUGUUUUCAACAAAAACAGAACCAAACACUGAUACUGAGGUUUGUGAGAGAAUGGAAUAGUCUAACAGCCAUGAAGCAGAGAAUUAUCAGAAAAAGUGGCCAGCUUUUUUCUAAUCCUGUUCUUGCUGCUGAAGAAAUACUGUGUAAACAACAAGCCAAACUCACCAGUACCAAACGGUACAUGACAAAAGAAGACAUUGCCAGAGCUUCACUGACAAAAGCUGACAGCAGUGGCGGUAGCGUUCGUAUAAUCACCAAAACAUCCAGAGAAGUUAAAAGAGUCCAAGGAACCUCUGUUGGAAAAGAAGAUAAUCAUUUUAUAAAGUUGCCUUCAGAAGAUGGGAGUUGUCCAGAUACCAGUUUAGUUUCUGACCAGAUUGUUGCUGUUGAGGAAUUUUCAUCAAGCAAGGGCUAUUUACAGGCGGUAGAUAAUGAAGGGAACCCACUUUGCCUAAGCUGUCAAAAGCCAACAAUCCAAGUUGAGGCAAAGUUAACCCACACCGCCUGGGACACACGAUUUUGUUCUCUUAAAUGCCAGGAAGAUUUCUUCUUCUAUACUAAUAAUAGUUACUUGAGAACUAAAGUUUUUGAAAUAGAACAUGGAGUUUGCCAGUUAUGUGGGUUAAAUGCCCAAGAACUCUACCUUUGUGUCAGAGAUGCCCCAAGGAGUCAGCGUAAAGAUCUUUUGGAGAAGUCGUGGAUGUCCAAGCUUCCUUUGAAACAGUUAAAUGAAAUUAUACUGAACCCAACUGAGGGCCAUUUCUGGCAAGUGGAUCAUAUCAAGCCAGUUUUCAGUGGGGGUGGACAAUGUACUCUAGAAAACUUCCAAACACUAUGUACAGUUUGUCACAAGGAGAGAACAGCAAAACAAGCAAAAGAAAGAAGCCAAGUUAAAAAACAAUGUGUUGCUUCAAAAUAUGCAUCAGACAUCACAAAGUUUUUUGUAAAAUUAUGAAAGGUUUGAUGAAAUGGAUGUCGCAGCUUGAAUGA
Messenger RNA from Protobothrops mucrosquamatus (brown spotted pit viper), 3356 nucleotides. It is a transcript of the gene ZRANB3, whose product is annotated as zinc finger RANBP2-type containing 3. Gene Ontology annotation, biological process: replication fork processing; DNA repair. Bases 1 to 3321 code for a protein of 1106 amino acids. The record is from RefSeq and is a predicted model, not a curated record. Gene Ontology annotation, cellular component: nuclear replication fork. Lineage: Eukaryota; Metazoa; Chordata; Lepidosauria; Squamata; Viperidae. Gene Ontology annotation, molecular function: zinc ion binding; endonuclease activity; ATP binding. The transcript is spliced from 21 exons.